Molecule: messenger RNA, 2179 nt
Organism: Prunus persica (peach)
Lineage: Eukaryota; Viridiplantae; Streptophyta; Magnoliopsida; Rosales; Rosaceae
Product: ultraviolet-B receptor UVR8
Exons: 8
Coding region: 442-1878 (478 amino acids)
Source: RefSeq, a predicted model, not a curated record
UUCCUCCCUUCCUCCCUUCCUCCCUUCCUCUUUGAGUUUGACUCUUUUCAGGUAUCCACUCUUCUCCAUUUUCUCGGAAAUUCGGUUUUGCUCCUCAUCAGUCAUCUCUGUGUCUCUGUUUGGUUGCCUAGAAUCCAAUCAAACAGAGCUCCACCGCCUCAUUCACCUUUCUCGGCGUUCAAACAAAAGAACAAAUCUUUCAAAGCUUUCAAAUUUCUGCUUCGAUUGGAUCAGAAUUUGCUCAACUUUUGUUUUCAUUCAUUUCCGUGUCAAAUUCGUAGCUGAAUGCAAUCUAUUGCAACCAAACGAAGAACCAAUCUUAUAAAGCUUGCAACUUUCUGCUUCAAUUGAAUUAGAAUUUGCUCAAUUUCUGGUUUCAUUCUUUUCCAUACCGAACACUCGUAGCUAAAAGCAAUAAACGUUUUCAGGGGCAGGCAAUACAUGAAAAUGGACAUAGAUGAACUAUUGGGUCGAAACCGACCAGUGAGCAUUCCGACGAAGAGUGCAAUUUACGUGUGGGGCUAUAACCAGUCUGGGCAGACGGGUCGCAAUGGUAAGGAGCGGCAAUUGAGGAUCCCAAAGCAGCUCAAGCCCGAGCUUUUUGGAUGUACGGCUGGGGCCAAUUCGCGAUGGCUGGACAUUGCCUGUGGCCGCGAGCACACAGCCGCUGUAGCCUCAGACGGAUCGCUUUUCACUUGGGGGGCUAAUGACUUUGGUCAAUUGGGAGACGGAACUGAGGAGCGAAGAAAACAUCCAAAGAAAGUGAAGCAAUUACAGACAGAGUUUGUGAAAUCUGUAUCUUGUGGAGCACAUUGUACCGCUGCUAUUGCAGAACCUCGUGAAAAUGAUGGAUCUGUCUCAACAAGAAGGCUUUGGAUUUGGGGGCAAAAUCAGGGAUCAAAUUUUCCACGUUUAUUUUGGGGCGCCUUCACUCCAAACACGAUUAUCCGUCAAGUGUCUUGUGGGGCAGUUCAUGUGAUGGCUUUAUCAGACGAUGGCCUGCUACAAGCUUGGGGAUAUAAUGAAUAUGGUCAGCUUGGCAGAGGAUUUACAUGUGAAGGAUUACAGGGGGCUCGUAUAAUAAAUGCUUAUGCGAAGUUCCUUGAUGAUGCUCCUGAGCUUGUGAAGAUUACCCAAGUGUCAUGCGGGGAGUACCACACUGCAGCUAUAUCUGAAAAAGGCGAGGUGUAUACUUGGGGGCUUGGAAACAUGGGUCAACUUGGGCAUUGUUCCCUCCAGUCUGGGGAGAAAGAGUUAUUGCCUAGGAGAGUGGUCGCACUUGAUGGAAUAUUCAUAAAGGAUAUUGCAUGCGGUGGUAUACAUACAUGUGCCGUGACUCAGAAGGGAGCUCUUUAUGCUUGGGGUGGUGGUCGAUCAGGGCAGUUAGGCCUUGGCCCUGACACUGGAUUCUUUUCAUGCACCGCUAAUGAGUCUGAGUCUUUUCUCCGGAAUAUCCCUGCAUUAGUUGUUCCAACUAGUGUACAACUCAUUACAUGUGGACACUCCCACACACUUAUCUCUACAAGGGAUGGAAGAAUUCAUGGAUGGGGCUACAAUAGCUAUGGUCAGGCAUCUAACGAGAAAUCGACUUAUGCUUGGUAUCCAUCCCCGCUUGAUUGGUGCGUGGGGGAAGUGCGGAAACUUGCAGCUGGUGGUGGCCAUUCAGCCGUGUUGACUGAUGCAUGUUCCUUGAAGGAGUUGUGUGAAUUUAGGCUUGCGGAUAGCGUGAAUCUAAAGAAUGCUUCUGAGAUUGAGGACAUUGCGUCUAGAACAGGUUCAGAUGCUUUAGCACGCCUCUGUGAAAGAUUGAGGCAGCAUGUGCUUGAGGGUGAUGAUUGUGAAUAUGAAGACGAUGAGACCACCAGUAAUAGGAAGUGAAGAAUCAAUUGGACCAGAUUUUAAAAUUGACAAUCAUUAUGUCAAUAAUUUGUCUAUUAAUCACUUUAUUAUUUCCAAUCUGGUUAUGAAUUAGGUAUUGAAAAUUGUUGUAAUCAGAUUGUAAGGGGUUAAUCUCUUGUAGUUAUGUAAAAUUGCUAUUUUGUAACCCUAAUUAAGUCAAGUACACAAUUAGCCAUGUCAAAUUUUCUUCCAAUAUGAUUAGAAUUUAGAAUAUUACAAGUUUGAAGAAACAUUGUUGUUUUUAUUCUUUAUAAUAAUAAAACUUUACAGUAGAGGUAAA